CCCUGCAGCGAGCGAGGAGCCCCGGUUCUGAAGCUGAGCUCCAGAGAGCGCUGUUUUGCCGGCCGAGGAGGGGAACUGCGGGUGCAGCAGCUGGCCAGGCGCAGGGCGCUGGACCCAGGGAGGGCAGUCUUGCCUCUGCGCCGCUGAUGGGCUCACGCCAGCGGGGCCAGAUAUACAGACUGAGGAGGGGAACAGAAGCAAGCAUACAGGCAGUGUGAUCCCUAAAAAUCUACUUUCUAUACUGGUUCUUUUCUUGGUCUCCUCACAGGCAGCGUCCUUGUGAAGACAACCCCCUCUGCCUACUCCUGCAGAAGACCUCUGCCUGCUGUUAUAGCUGCCACCCACUGACCUUCCACUGAAGUAAAGAAUCAAUAGCGUGGAAUGCUCGGGUAAGCUGAAUUUCCUCAGGUGAUGGCUUGACAUCAACAGAUUGGGCAAAAUUCUCCACAAUGGAGAGUAUGAAUGCAGGUGACUUGUCAUCAAAAAGAGAAGAAGAUCCACCCCAGAGUCCCUAUUCUGUUGAAACACCAUAUGGCUUCCAUUUAGAUCUUGACUUCCUGAAGUAUGUUGAUGACAUUGAGAAAGGAAAUACUAUUAAGCGGAUUCCAAUUCACAGGAAGGCAAAGCAUCCAAAAUUCAGCACUCUGCCUCGGAAUUUCAGCCUUCCAGAAAAUGGAUCCAAGGCCUAUUCCGCACCCCAAAGUAGAAGCUUUCUCACACAGAGGAAGGCCUCCUUAGGGACAGAGGAAAGUACCCUCCUUGUAACAUCCACAGACUCAUCACCAUCUUCAGACUGUCUAAAUGAGCCAAGUUACAGGAAAAAAGACUUUUUGAUAGAGACCAUCAAACAAGAUUCUGUUACUCUUGAAGAGGAAACUAGUAAAGGUAGAGGGAGGCCUCAGCUGCUGAGGACAUCAAGUAUGCCUGCCACACUUCCACCAGUCCAAAAUUCAGAGCAAGUAGUUCAGCUAGCAGCAGGCUCUCCACGAUUAGAACUUUUGCAAUCUGUGGAUGGAGAGGGGUUAGAAUUGCAUUUUACUCCUACAAAAGAAUCAUUGGAAUUAGAUAGCUCAAGUGGUUCUUCAUUAAUGGUCUCUGAAAACCUAAGAAAUUUGAAACCACCAAACAAUAAGGUAGCCUAUGCAUGUCAGAAACAUACAGGUCAAGAGGAAGCUAUUCCUGUGCUAGAUAAACAAGAAGCAGAGAUUUCUAAGGAGAGAAUACAACCAAAAGCUCUGUGGCAAAGCCAGUGUUUCAUAUCUGAAGAAUGGCUUAUAGUUACUGAAAGUGCAGAGGAAGAAAGUAGUGUAAGAGAGACAAAUAACUGUCUGCAGUUAGUCCAAAGUGAACUAGAUUCUUCUGGAACUUUGGAAUACAUGCGUGAAAGCCAGUCUCAGGAAGAAAUGGAACUGAAUAUAUGUGAGAGUGUUCCAGAGGUACUUGAGGAGGAGGAUGGCAGCAGUCUUGGUACUAGUGAGAUGGGGGCAGCCUUGCACCUUGAGUCUUUGACUGAUGAAGAACCUAGCAAAAUAAUGGUCUUGAAGCAACAUAUCGCCAUUUUGGAAGAACAGCUAAAUAACAAAACAGAGGAACUUGAGCAGAUUCGUGUUGUUUUGAAACAGCAAGAUAAAGAAAUCAAGGCAAAGGAGAGAAGUAUUGAGAUGCUGGCAAGCUCCAAAGCUCAGCUGGAAGAGAAACUCUGUUGGGAGAGCACCAAAGACAUUAAACCAUCCAUGCAGGUUAACAAUGCCCUACAGUAUCACGAUGCUGCUGUGAAUACUGAAAUUGUGCAUGAAAACGUAGUUAAAAGGGCACCUGACAAAGGGAUCAAUGGGAUCAUCGCCAUACCUAAGGAAUCUGUUGGAUGUGAUGCUCUUGGGGCUAAUAAUACGAAUCUACAAUUCAAGGAAAUAAGUAAAGAGAUUGUCAAUGCAGACCAUGAGAAGGCAAGCAUUCCUGUUAGUGCUGGAGAGAAAUGCAGCAUAUCUUCUGGGAUGGAGCAGGGUGCUGAUGGUUCCGUUCUUGAAAUAAGGAACAAUGAACUGAAGAUUGAUGAGCACAUUGAUAAUAACAAAUAUCGGAAUGUAUUAUAUCAAUGUGGCACACAGUUGUCUUCUGCUAAUGUUCCAACUGUCAGAAGCUGUUCAGAAACAGAGUUUGUUGAUGCAGAGGAAGGAGGAAAUGAAACUGGUUUUGAAAAAGAUUUUAAGCAAGAUUUGAAUGAGGAAGAGAGCCACCAAGAACCAAUGGGUUCACCUUCAGAUCCCUCCAUAAGCCAUUAUGUUAAAAAAAUCCAGGACCUUUUACAAGAACAGUGGAUGUGCCUGGAACAUGGCUAUCCAGAACUGGCCAGUGCAAUUAAGCAACCUGCCUCGAAGCUCAGUUCCAUUCAGAAUCAGCUUGUUAAUUCCUUGAACUUGUUGCUCUCUGCCUACUCAACACCAAGGCCAACAGACAAGGAGAAUUCCAACACACAGUAUCAACAGUUGGAGAUCUCUCCAAGCACAAGUCUUAAAUCUAUUAUGAAAAAGAAAAACACUGGUUUACAUUCAGGAGGUAACAGCACCAAAAAGAACCUUCAAUUUGUUGGGGUAAAUGGUGGUUAUGAAACUACAUCCAGUGAAGAUUCAAGUUGUGAUGAAAGCUCAUCAGAAGGAAAUUCAGAUAGUGGUCCUGAGAGGAAGUAUGGCAGUGAAGAGUGCAAACGGGAAGAAGGCAAUGGAGGUGAACAAACAGCAUCUGGUCUUUCACAGUACAUGAGGACAGAAGUUGCUGAUUCAGAAGAACUAGAGAGAACUACAAGAGAAAGUACACAGCACAAGACAGAGAGAUUUAAACCCUCUGCUGAUUUUCUGAAAGGAUGUCAAAUCUUGAGCAAAAACCUGUCAGAAAUAAGGACCACAAAGGACAAAUUUUUGAGGCAUAUUUUAAGCACCAUUUGCCAGGAGUGGUUCCGAGUCUCAAGCAGGAAAUCCUCCAGCCCUGAAAUUGUUGCAGCUUACCUCCAAGAAGUUGAGGCAGUUCAUCCGCAGUUACAGAAUAUAAUUGUAAAUUUAGCAGAUGGGAAUGGAAAUACAGCACUUCAUUAUAGUGUUUCUCAUUCCAACUUUCAAAUUGUGAAGCUGCUUUUAGAGACAGGUGAUUGUGAUGUAAACCAUCAGAAUAAGGCUGGGUAUACAGCAGUAAUGAUCACACCACUAGCAUCGGCAGAGACUGGUGAAGAGAUGGAGGUGGUCACAAAGCUGUUGAAAGAAGGCAAUGUUAACAUAAGGGCAAGUCAGGGUGGCCAGACUGCCUUAAUUCUAGGUGUGAGCCAUGAUAGAGAAGAUAUGGUAAAAGCCCUGUUGGCAUGUGGUGCUGAUAUAAACCUUCAGGAUGACACUGGAUUGUCACCUCUUAUGGUUGCUUGUCAGUAUGGUAACAUUGAGAUUGUGAAGCUUCUCUUGAGUCAUCCAGGCUGUGAUAGUAACUUAACUGACAAGGCUGGUAAUUCUGCAUUGUCCAUCGCUUUGAAAUCUGCCCACGCAGAAAUUGCAGAGAUCCUCCAGGCCCACGUACAGCACAGUCUCUGAAUACAUAAAGGGAAAUUGAAAAUUAUGUAUGUCAGAAUGAAGAAUUGAUAACAAAAGACUUAUUCAUUUAGCCAGCUCUCCAACAAGUUUAUAUGCCAAUUAUUGUAGCUGAUAACCGCUUAUUUCUCUACAUAUGGAAAGGAGGAACUAUGCCAGCUAUUUGCAUACAUUCCUAAUCACUGAGUCACCCAUUAAGUCUGCUUUUAGGGUCUUAACCUAUGCACAGUGGCACCAAUAAUCCAAAAUGGCUAUUAUUGCAUUGUCUUUUAUUAACCGUAAUUGUACUUUCAAAACUUGCUGGUCUCUUACUAAACUGGUAGCUUCUUCAAACUUAUUUUGUAACUUGCUAAACUGUUUGUCCUUUGAUAAGGACAGUGGAUCAAUUCAUUUGUCCCCAGGCAGUAGUUCUAUAUUUUCCAAGAAUGAUGGCAGAGCAUCCAUCAAAUAUGGAAUGUUGUAUAUUGAAGGGUAAGUAUUUUCAGUUAUGACAACACAAACAAAACCAAAGUUGUUCAAGGUUCAGUGAAGAUACAGAUAACAACAGCUAUUAUUUAUAAUAUUUAAAGUAUCCUAAUGGCCCUAAUGCUAUCAAUCUGUACCAACCACCAACAGGAUAGAUCUGCCUCCAUGCCAGGAAAAUCUGUCUUGAUUCCCUUAUUUUGUGCCUGGGUCUCCCACUGGAUCUUGAACAUCCAUUGGUUGCUGUGUAAGGGUCUCAGAAAGUACCAAUCCUACCAGUAUAGAGCACAUGUCCUUAUCAGGGUCAUGGAUCAACUACCAGUGUAGUACCACUGGUAGCUACUGCUGUGUUAUGGCAGUAGUCAGGGCCUGAUCACAAUACUGCCCCCCCAAAGUAUUGACAGGUACCAGUUGCACUGAUAUCAUGCCUGAGGACCUAGCUAGGUGUUACAAGAGAGUUCUGUCCUCUCUUGUAAUUUAAUUUUAUGCAACAGGUAUCCCAUUUACCCUGUGUGAAAUUAGACAUUACCAAGAGAGAGCAUGUUUCUUUUAAUGUCUAGUUAGUCCUUGAUGCCAGCUUCUUUGGCACUGGAGCACCACAUCAGUAGAAUAAACUAUGAAUACUGAUCUUUUACACUGGAAGUUCAGCCUUUAUUCCUUAUAGCAUAAAAAUUUUAAGCACAAUAAUAAAGCAAUACUAAAACUUGUUUUUGUAACUUUAGAUAAUAGUGUCAUUUGUAUCACAAAGCAUGUCUCAACUAACUUGUAAGUUGUAUUGUGAUAUUUAUUGUUAUUGAUUUCUUUAAAUACCAGCAGUCAGUGAUUAUUUGGCAUAUAGCAACAAAUACAGAUUGGACUAAUUAUAUACAAAUAUUGUAUUUGGUUUAUAUGGCUCUGAUGUAAGAAUGAAAAGCUAAUUGUUUAGGUAUAUUCAAACAUACAUGAAUUAGUUUCUGUAUAUUGUGAAAGCAAGUUUGUUUCCCAUCUAUUUGGAAAUACCACGUGUGGCUUUCUUGUUUCUAAUUGAAUUUAAAUUGGCCAGCCAAGAAGAAGCUUUGGAAUAUCUCUUACUAGAAGUUCAGACACAAUUAAGAUAUUUUGCACUUUAAAAAAAAUGAACACAAAAAACAAUAUGACUUGAUCAUAAACUUCCCUGGGAGGAUUACAGUUGUUUAAGAUAUUUUCAUAUUUAUGUUCUGAAGAGCUAUUUCUGAUUAUGGCUACAUAUGGAAGGUGCCUUUUGGGCAAACAUCUGUUCUCUGGUUUCAUCAGACUAAAAUGCUGGAUAUCCCUAACUUGGUAGAUUGAAAUCUGUUGUAAUAAUUCAGUUGUCAUAUUGUUCUAUUUACUGAGUAACCUUCCACCCACAGGGUAGUCAAAGUUCUUCCAUGGGUUUUGGCAGCCUUCCAGGACUCGCUACAGUGCAUCCAAAAGGCAGAUUUUUUUAAAUUUUCAUUGUUCAAUCACUAUGAAUUACAAACAUACAUGCCAUAAUCCCAAGAACUGGGCAAUCAGUUAUUUCCUUCCAUUGAAGCUUUUGGUUCUCCCUUAAAAAAUAGCAGCAGCUGCUUCAUAUCCCUGCUUUGUAAAGCUAUUAUUUACUUUAAUGUAAUGAACUUGACAUAUUAGUGUCUUUUUUCAGAUUUGGUCAUGGAAUGAAAUGUUUGAAACUCCUCAGUUUAGGUAUAUCUAUGUCAGGUCAUUUUUGCUUCUGGGAUGAUCAUGUUGCCUGACCUUUUAUCGAAGGAUUUCCCUUGUUUUUUCCCUUUCCAACAUAGCCUCUGUGACUUCAACAGUUGCAUGAUAUACAGAAAUACAACAAAGCUACACAAUUGAAUUCUAGCAUACCAUGCAGUUGUUAGCAGUGUUUUGUUCAGAAAAAAGCAGUGAUUCUAUUCCUGUAGCUAUUGAAUGGAGGUAGGCGCUGCUAAAUUUGAACAGUCACAUCUGAGCAGGGAAAGUAAGGUUCAAAUAUAGGGUAAGAGAUUUGAAAUAUUAAAAUUGCAUUCCUUCAGCAUUAUUAUGGUAUAAUGAAUGGAAAUUAUAAUUUGCAUUAACCUACAUAAAAAGGAGAAUGAAGCAGAUGCGACCUUUGUUGUAAGCUAUAAUUGAAAUUAGUCUUGUAAAUGUGUUGACAGAACACCUAUUUUAAUUCUAAUAAGUCUUUUGUGAUUCCACUGAUGGGAAACUCUAUAAAAUGUUUAAACAAUGCCAGUAUUGAUAAAUUUAGCCACAGACUUUGAGAGGUAAUCAAUGAAUAGUAUGGCUAUGUAAGGCUGAAACAAGCACAAAAUCAAUUUGAGAAAACAGCUGUGCUGUCAGAAUUAGCUUAUAUAUUAUGCACUCUGAGUGAAAAUAAUGGUGACCAAAGCAAAGUGAAGGGAUGUUUUAAAAAUUUUAAGUUCUUAUUGAGUGUUCUUGUUAAAAAUAAAACAAUGGGCUUCCAUUAGUUAUUAAAUUGCUGCACUGAAUUUGGACCAAAAUAAAAAUGCUCCAGAUAGAACUAUCUUUUA
Molecule: messenger RNA, 6544 nt
Organism: Eublepharis macularius
Lineage: Eukaryota; Metazoa; Chordata; Lepidosauria; Squamata; Eublepharidae
Gene: KANK4
Product: KN motif and ankyrin repeat domains 4
Exons: 12
Coding region: 450-3572 (1040 amino acids)
Biological process (GO): negative regulation of actin filament polymerization
Cellular component (GO): cytoskeleton; cytoplasm
Molecular function (GO): protein binding
Source: RefSeq, a predicted model, not a curated record